Messenger RNA from Eurytemora carolleeae, 854 nucleotides. Its product is annotated as glutathione peroxidase-like. The record is from RefSeq and is a predicted model, not a curated record. The transcript has 6 exons. Gene Ontology annotation, biological process: response to oxidative stress. Gene Ontology annotation, molecular function: glutathione peroxidase activity. NCBI's taxonomy places the organism in Eukaryota, Metazoa, Arthropoda, Copepoda, Calanoida, Temoridae.
AUGAAGCCUUCGGCAACAUUUUUAGCUUUACUUCCGGCUUUCGCCACAGGUUUGCAGGUCUCGACCUGUAGAAAUGAUGAGACGACUAGUUUGUAUGAUUUUAUCCUACCCUCCCUGGAUGGAAAUCAGAAUAUAUCUCUAUCUGCAUACCAGGGAAAGGCUGUUCUUCUGGUGAAUGUAGCGACCUACUGAGGUUUCACCAGCCAAUACCUGGACUUUAAUGCACUUGUAGAGUCCUUCAAUGGCCAAGUUGAUAUCAUAGGAGUUCCCUGCAACCAAUUCUGGAAUAAAGAACCUUCUGGAGUUGCCGAGGAGCUGAUGAAUGGUCUGUUUCACGUAAAACCUGGAAACAGUUUUGUUCCUAAUUUCCAGCUCACAGCGCUCUCUGAGGUUAAUGGAAUCAACAGGAUUCCUCUUUAUCAAUGGGCCCUGGGCCUUUGUGAUUCGCCAGAAAGUGUAUUCCGCGAUAAAACCUAUUUACUGUAUGAUCCUGUUGAUGCCAACGAUAUCAGGUGGAAUUUUGAGAAGAUUCUUUUCGACUCUAACGGCCAUCCGUUUAAACGUUACGCUCCUGGUGUCGAAGUUGAAGAGAUCAUUCCAGACAUUGAGAGCAUGCUUGGCGAUCAAUGAUCAUCAUGAGCAAUCAUUCUGGUUGACUGUUGUGUAUUUGUAUGCGGAGCAGAUGAAGAACUACCUCUCAGCUGACUAGCGAGGUAGUUCGGAGAACUUGAUUGAAGACGAUAUUUGGUUUUGUGCAUUGAACAUUAUCAUCUUUAUUCAGCUCUAGUAUUCGGAGACAAUCAGUCAACUUACUUAUAUCAGUCUAUUUAAUAAAGCUUUUCGCUUAUAUUUUA